UAAAGAGGCGGUCAAGUUAGCCUACUUAACUUCCUCUUUGCUCGCUGUCUUUUCCAGUUGGGUAAUACUUCCCGUUUAUUUCAGGGCUGGCUUCAGUUCCUGUUACUUGAUGGCUGAAAAACAAAGUUAGUGAGACAAUGCGGUGCAGUGUAGGGGACAGUCGACAUUAUCAGACAGAAAUGUAUUUCUUUCUAGUCAUAUUGAUGCUGGGUGUAAUCCCCUCCAUUUGUAAAGGCCAACAUGAGAACACCUGCAACGUUGUCCCCAAAGAUAUAUACAUUGAAGUGAGAUCUGAUAUUGAUGUAGUAUGCCAGACUUCAUGUGUCCAUGACAAAAUCUUCUGGACGCUCAACAACAGGCCUGUAGAUAAAAGCCUGUCAAACACUAUCAACUCGUCACACACAGUCCUGUCACUGAGGAACUUCACCCACCAAAGCGCUACACUGCUGUGCCGCAGUGAAAAUACUCAGCAAGUCCUUGGAGGCACCACCAUCAAAACAUACUCAAAACCCAGCAAAAUAUCAUGCUUUUUGCAUGGAACAGAUCAGACAACUGAAGGUUCACCAGACCAGAUCACAUGCAAGUGGGAGCAUCACUUUAAUCCUUCAAAGAAAAUAAACUACAUACUCAAUGCCUCUUCGUCAGUGCUUACCAAUCAACCUACCUUUGAAAUCUGCAAGAGUUCUUCAACAAACUGCACCAAUAUAAUUAAUCUCAAAUUGUUUGAUCACAAUAUUACUGUGAGAGCUAAAAUUGAUGAUUAUUUGGAAGUUGAUUCUGACCCUUACACGUUUCACCCAAAUGAUAUAUUGAAAAUGAUACCUCCGCAGUUAAAAGUAACUCCCGUCUCUGAUGAUCUGUUGGUUGAGUGGAGACGGGCACGUUUAUCUCAAAAGUGUCACUGUCAAGUCAAAUACAGCAAGGCUGUCAAUGAAAGAACUUCAGAAGAAGAGUUGGUGCUCAAUGAGACUCUAAAUGGAAACGAACACGGGAAGGUGACCAUUGAAAAAGUUGAAUCCUGCAGUAACUACACAUUUUCAGUCCGCUGUGCUUUAGACAAGGCCCCCUGGAGCGACUGGAGCCAGAAGAUAGUUCUUACCACCAAACUAAACAAGAGGGAUGUCAAGCUGCGCCUGUGGAGAAAGAUAGCUGAACUGGAGAAAAAUGGAGUUAGAAAAGUUCAUGCCAUGUGGACGGAAAUUCCUUCAACAUGUCAAGACACAUUUACCUACACUAUCAAACAGACUCCCUACAAGGAACACAUGAUGGGAGUAAAUUAUACGGAUACUUUAUGUGGCAAGUCGACUUGCGAUGUGAACCAAGAUGCACACAGAAUACACCUCACAGUCCAAAAUAAAGCCCCGCUUGAGUUUAUGGACUCAGUGUAUGUUCCAGCCAUUGGAGAAAGCCUCCCUCAAGUUACCGACAUCCAGACCUCAACCCUUGAAGGCGUUAUUCUGGUCAGCUGGAAAGCUCCUAUUCAGCCUGUCAGUGGUUACAUGAUCGACUGGACCCACAAUGGAAAUCAAUACCAGUGGAAGGAGAGCAACGACACUAACACAACACUGUCCAACCUCCUGGAUAAGACGCCAUACAAUAUUACAGUAACUCCCCUCUUUGAUGACAAGACAGGUCAUGGCACGCAAGCCCUUCAGAUCUGCUCCAGAGUGGCAGCUCCGGGAAACGUUACUAUCCGUGUUAAGGCUAAUGACAAAAGUGCCCUUGUGAGCUGGGAUGUGAAGUCACAGGAGGCAUGCAGUGGUGCCGCUGUUAACUACACCGUCUUCUACCGCACACAGGAUGGAGGACCACAGCUCAAUGUUACUGUCAAUGGCACAGAGUGCCAUUUGAAAGAUCUGAAUCCAGACACACAGUACAGUGUCUAUGUCAAGGCCACAGCUCUUACUGGAACUACCAAAAGCAGUGAGAACAGCUUUAAAACCAAAAGAUUUGGUCCAGGGAUCAUCACAGCAGUCAGUGUCUGCGGAAGCAUCAUAAUACUUCUUGUGUUAUCUCUUGGAUUAAGCUGUGCUGUUCAGUGGAAGAAAUUCAGGGAGAAGCCGGUGCCUAACCCUGGCAACAGUUCUGUGGCGUUGUGGCCAGCUUCAAGUCGUCAAGAGGGAAUGUGCCCUUUCCAGCCAUUCAGCAAUCCAACUGAAAGCCUCUGUGACAAGGUUUACACAGAAGAAACUCUGAGAAUGUCCAUCUCUCCACUAGUUACAAGCUGUAAUGGUAACCUAAUGAGUGACCAGACAGAUGAAUACGUUGACCCAGGCACGGUUCCAGCGCCGGAUGAACAGAAUGAAGACUUAGUUAAUCAUGCUGAGACACAGCAUCUAUCUUCUCCUGAUGAUUCCACUGCACUGCUUCCUUCAGAAACCAGCCCAUAUCGAAGUCAGACUUUUGUGGAAAGCCCUGUCUCAAAACCCAAUAAUCAUUGUAAGCGUCUUCCAGUGAAACAGCCAGAAAAGACAGCACUGGUGACGGUGUAUGUCACUUUGGACAUGUUUGAACAAGGUCAGGGCAGAUGAGAGAAAUGAAAACAAAACCAUAACCAUAGCAACAUUCUAAGAGUAAAGAGAAGUCAGUCAGCUCUGAAUGAAUUGGUUUAGGUUUGCCAAAGAAUUCCAUGAUUGUGUGUGGCAUUAUCCUGCUUGGCAAUAUGCCCACUGUGGAGUAAAAGAAGAAUGAUUGUAAACUUAUAUCAGACUUCAUAACCCAAGUCAUAAAAUACAAUGUUUUUGUGUAAAUAAAUGUACAUUUUGUGACUGUCUAUCCUUUAUUGAUACAAACAUGUAAUAUUUAUAGCUAAACAAUGUGUGUAGUAGCUGUUUUAUUGAGUCAACUUGAUGUCUUUUGCAGAGAUAUUAAAUAUAUGGAGAUAACUGCAUAUACCUCUAGCAACAUUUUUUGGUAUCAUUUAAUGCAGUCUAUGAAAGGAAUUUAUUUUUUGUUCAGUAGUGACAACAUAUACACCAAAAUGUGGACCAUUCAGAACUUUAAUAAAAACUACAUUCAUUUUAUGAAGUUUUUCUUUUUAUAAAGCAAUGAAAUUGGAGGCCACAUUAUGCGGUUGAAAUCAUUAAACAAAUGUGUGUUUGCAGACUGUAUUAUAUCACAAAGCCCAGGUUUGUCCAGUGAUAACAUGCUGAGGAUUUAUGUAAACGGUGAGAAUGAUAUUUUGCCUUUUGCUGUAAAAUUCAUAAUAUUAGCUAUGUAUUAUAAUAUUCUCAUAAGCCAUAUGCUUCCUGUCUGUUAUCAGUAAUAUCUGCACUUGUUAAAACUGUAGUAAACUGCUUGCUUGAAACUGGAAAACUUAAAUCAUUGCAAUUUGUUUCUGUACAAAUUGGCUUCAAAUGCAACAAUGACAUGUACUAUACAUAAGCUGCUUAAUAGUGUAACAUGUAUUGUUUUACAGCCAUUUUAAAUGUGCCUGAGUAUAGUAAGUAUAACUAUAGUCUUUUUGUAUAAAAUGCGGCACAGACUGCUUCAGAACUGCACUCAACAAGCUGUUUAUAGACAAUCUAAUGCAUUAUCACAUAUUUGACUAAUUUUUAUUACAUUUGUUUAACAAAGGACACUGCAGCAUUUAAUAUCAUUCCUGAAGCUGAAAAAUCACAAUGGGCAUGAAAUAAAGUACAGAAAUUUCGUGUUUUA
This is a messenger RNA of Sander lucioperca (pikeperch), 3657 nucleotides long. RefSeq names its product interleukin-6 receptor subunit beta-like. The record is from RefSeq and is a predicted model, not a curated record. Bases 138 to 2531 code for a protein of 797 amino acids. Gene Ontology annotation, molecular function: protein binding. The transcript has 17 exons. Lineage: Eukaryota; Metazoa; Chordata; Actinopteri; Perciformes; Percidae.